AAUUUGAUUUAGAAAAAAAAACAAAAAAAAAAAAUAGAAAAGGGAGGGAACAAUUGUAAGGAUGACUGAUAUUGAUCCUUUGCAUCAAAAACCUGACUCUAUGGAUGGUUAUGAGGACUUCAUGGAUGAAGAUUGCAUCUCAUUUGAGUCUUGCAGCACAAUUCACAAUCCUGACAAUGACCACCCCCAUGAUCAAGAUGAUGAACAACCUCUUAGGAGGAGGAGAAGGUCUGACCACCUCCAUCAAGGUGGUGGUGAUGAUAUAGCUGAAUCCUCUGCCGCCCGGCAGUCCAGGAUUCUCAGCCGCUGGGCUGCUAGGCAGGCACAGGAGAUGAUCACCACCAUCGAGAGGAGGAACCGUGAGUCUGAGCUCAUCGCCAUCGCUGGCUUGCACGCUGUCUCCACGCUGGACUCGUCUUUCCUUAGGGAGGAGACGCAGGCGUCUCCUCCCACUUCUUCCGGGCGGGCGCCUGAGAGGCCGAGGCCGAGGACUCAGGCGUCUGGGAUUUUGCAGAUGUGGAGAGAGUUGGAGGAUGAGCAUGUUUUGAACAGGGCGCGGGAGAGGAUGAGGCUGAGGGUGAGGAGUGCUGACGUGGCGCAGGCGGAGAGUCAGGUGAGUGAGAGUGAGAAUGGUUAUGGUUCUUCUAGUAGAGAGCAGUCUCCGGAUCUCGGGGAUGUUGAGAGUGAGAGGGUGAGGAAUAUUGUGCGUGGAUUGACAACGGAUCAUUCGUCUAAUGUGAGAGAUAGAAACCAUGAUAAUCGUAGAGGAGAGUGGCUUGGUGAUACUGAGAGGGAGAGAGUGAGGAUUAUCAGGGAGUGGAUGCAGAUGACAAGUCAGCAGAGAGGAGGAGGAGGAGGAGGAGGAGGGGCUCGUGCAAGUCGAAGAGAGGAUCAGCAACGGUCUCUUGGUUCACAAGAUGAGAGAGCACAAGUUCAGAGUGAGGAAGGGAGACGGGAGCAUACUCGUAGAGACUUGAGGAGGCUACGAGGAAGGCAAGCGUUAGUUGAUUUGCUCAUGAGGAUUGAACGAGAGCGACAGAGAGAGCUUCAGGGUUUGUUGGAGCAUCGUGCUGUCUCUGAUUUUGCUCAUCGCAACCGGAUUCAGUCGCUUCUUAGAGGAAGAUUCUUGCGGAGUGAGACACCUGCGGAGGAAGUUAGAGCUCCAUCAGUGGCAGCAAGUGAAAUUCGCCAACUAAGAGAAAGACAAACAGUUUCGGGUUUGCGGGAAGGAGCUCGUGAUAGGCCAGAAAGCAACACUAACGCCGAUAACAUCAAUACAACCAGGAGUAACCAAAUAACAGCUAAUACUUCUGAGGAUUCUCAGCUGCUAAAUGAGAGUUUAAAUUCUUCUAGACAGGGGAAUGGUACCCCUCUCUUACCUAAUGAUUUGGGCAACUCGGGAAGUAACCAACCAAAUCCAGAUAGAAAUUGGGAUGGAGAUACCAGUCAAGAAAGAGCUUGGUCUGAAGUUUUCACAACAGACGAGAGGCGAGAUUUGCUGCAAGCAACGUUAAGCCAGUUCAGUGAAAGGGAUAACGGGCCUGAAAACUCAGUUGGUGACCUGCACCAAGACGGAACUGGAAACAACUCAAAUGAAACUGUUAUAGUGGAAGGUCAGAGUGUAUGGCCUGCAGAUAACUCUAGACAAUCUGAUGGGAAUCAGCCUGAGACGCGGUUUGGAGGCUCAAGGACUCGCCGUGUAGUACCAAUGAGAAGAUUAAACAGGCUCCAUCUACCUGAUGACGAUAGUGUUAACAACAGCAUUGAACUCCGGGAGCUACUAAGCAGGAGAAGUGUUUCUAACCUUCUACGUAGUGGCUUCCGUGAGAAUCUGGAUCAAUUGAUACAGUCAUAUGUUGAGAGGAGAGGAGGAGGACUUGCUCACAUUGACUGGGAUUUUCAACCAGAAACAUUGGAUUCUCAAGAACAUCGUAGAGAGCAACAAGGGUUUCUACAGGUCGAGGAUCAGCUUGAUGGCAUCAAUCAAUCACAAACACUGCCAGCUCCACCAAUGCCUCCACCACAGCCGAUAUGGCAUCACACUAGCUACGCUCGUUCUUUGCAUAGAUCUGAAUUUGAAUGGGAGACAAUGAACGACUUGAGAGGAGACAUGGCGAGACUUCAGCAAGGAAUGAGUCAUAUGCAGAGGACUUUAGAAACUUGUAUGGAUAUGCAGUCUGAGCUGCAGCGUUUGGUUAGACAAGAGGUCUCUGCAGCUUUAAACCAAUCUCCUAGUGACAAAGGUCUUGGACCAGGAACAUCCGAAGAUGGGUCAAGAUGGGCUCAUGUAAGGAAUGGGACUUGCUGUGUCUGCUGCGAUGCCGACAUAGAUGCCCUCUUGUACAGAUGUGGGCACAUGUGCACUUGCUCAAAGUGCGGCUACGAGCUGGUCCGAACCGGAGGGAAAUGCCCGUUGUGUAGAGCGCCAAUCCUUGAGGUUAUACGAGCCUAUUCUAUCGCAUAACCCCCUGUGAGAUUGGAGAACAAGAGAAUGGGAUUUUUAUUGAUGUCUGAGAAAGAACAGAUUGUUUCAGCCAUGUAAACUCUCUGAAAGGGAUCAAACCAGGAGCAUACACAUAUUUAUUCUGACAUCAGUUGUUUUUUUUUCAGUUGUUGAGUGUCAUCAUGUACCUCUGUUUAAAGAAAAACAUAACUAAUUGAGUGAUAUUUCACAAAAAUGAUGGGAUGAAAUAAUCAUAUUUGUGCAUACAGAUACACCAUUUGAUAAAUAUAACUAAUAUUGUACGUUGAUGCACA
Messenger RNA from Brassica rapa (field mustard), 2757 nucleotides. RefSeq lists its product as uncharacterized. The record is from RefSeq and is a predicted model, not a curated record. Lineage: Eukaryota; Viridiplantae; Streptophyta; Magnoliopsida; Brassicales; Brassicaceae.